This is a messenger RNA of Suillus subalutaceus, 210 nucleotides long. RefSeq lists its product as uncharacterized. NCBI's taxonomy places the organism in Eukaryota, Fungi, Basidiomycota, Agaricomycetes, Boletales, Suillaceae. The transcript has 2 exons. The record is from RefSeq and is a predicted model, not a curated record. The coding region runs from base 1 to 210 and encodes 69 amino acids.
AUGACCCCAACUAACCCUGACUCUGAAGCAGCAUCGCUCUCGGUCAGGAAAGAGGUGCUUGUACCUGCGCCCGCUAAGAAGAAGGCUCGUCGACCAAGUGUGAAACCAAUGUGUAUUGGCACGAAAGUAACGCCUCGAAAUCUGUGUGCUCUCGAUUGGCAAGCAAAUGGUCACCAGCGUGAACCGGCUAGUGCAUUCGCACUCUACUGA